This is a messenger RNA of Rotaria sp. Silwood2, 483 nucleotides long. The record is from the annotation of a GenBank genome assembly. NCBI's taxonomy places the organism in Eukaryota, Metazoa, Rotifera, Eurotatoria, Philodinida, Philodinidae.
AUGCAACCUCAACAUAGUGUCAUAAUACCUACUUUUCCACCAAUAUUUGUUACACUACUUCCAUUGCUCAAUAUAACUAGUUCUUCAUCACCAGUUGUUACUUCGACAAUUACUGAUAAUCUUCAUCUUGCUGGAUCUCAACUUAAAUUGAAUACUGUUCAUCAUUAUCCAUCAAGUCAUUUCAUUUGUUCAAAUUGUCAUCGAACAAUAAAAUGUUGCAAUGUAAACGUUCAAACAUCUCUGAACGAUCAUGAUGCAAUAUCCCGAACACGUACUGUAUCUCUUAUGGCAUCUGAUGAAGAACUUAAUAGCGAUACAACAUUACCUUUAUAUUCAAAUGAAAUAUCUCGAGGUGGGUGUGGGUUUAGAACUGAGCUGCGGGAAUUAUUAUUAGCAACUCUCACACAUACGCAUACACCUACAGCUAUACCCUCUAAUCGAUCACUGCAUUUUCAACUAUUUCAAUCGAUUGAUAAAAUUUAA